Metschnikowia bicuspidata var. bicuspidata NRRL YB-4993 is the source of this 183-nucleotide messenger RNA. It is a transcript of the gene TOM7, whose product is annotated as Tom7p. The coding region runs from base 1 to 183 and encodes 60 amino acids. Lineage: Eukaryota; Fungi; Ascomycota; Pichiomycetes; Serinales; Metschnikowiaceae. The record is from RefSeq and is a predicted model, not a curated record. The transcript has a single exon. Gene Ontology annotation, cellular component: mitochondrial outer membrane translocase complex; mitochondrial outer membrane. Gene Ontology annotation, biological process: protein import into mitochondrial matrix; protein insertion into mitochondrial outer membrane.
AUGGCUACCACAUACCAGCUCACUUUGUCGGACGAGUCCAAGGAGAGAAUCAUGAAGGUUUUGGGAUACUCCAGGACCAUCGCACACUAUGGUUUUAUCCCUUUCAUCUUGUACUUGGGAUGGAAGUCUACUCCAAGCAAGCCCUCUUUGUUCAGUUUGCUCAGUCCUUUCCCAUCUGCCUAA